Gossypium raimondii (Peruvian cotton) is the source of this 2686-nucleotide messenger RNA. RefSeq names its product serine/threonine-protein kinase EDR1. The record is from RefSeq and is a predicted model, not a curated record. Lineage: Eukaryota; Viridiplantae; Streptophyta; Magnoliopsida; Malvales; Malvaceae. Gene Ontology annotation, biological process: protein phosphorylation. Gene Ontology annotation, molecular function: protein kinase activity; ATP binding. Bases 83 to 2356 code for a protein of 757 amino acids. The transcript has 15 exons.
UAUACAAACUGGCUAUCAGCAUUUUUUUAAAAAACUUGUUGCUUCCAUCUCCGAGGAGUCACCACCGGUGAAGUGAUUUUCAAUGGCUGGGGAUGACUCAGUAGCGAGUCUCUAUCGAGUUUUAGUGGAUCGGUGUUUGAGUUUGGAAGCGAGUCAUGUUAAGUUAAGAGAAGAGUUUGAUGAGCUUGUGCAGCAAGAUAAAAGAAAUGAUGAAGAAGAAGUUAUGGUAGCGUCAGAUUCAGGCGAUUCCACGUCAUAUCCCGUCGUCGUAACUUUUCCCGGUUACUUCUCGACGGGAACACCUUUUAAGAACGUGUUGGAUUCCAUUGGACAUGCUAUCCAUGUCUCCUCGACUACUUCGGGAAGGAUUACAUUUUGGAAUCGCUCAGCUGAAAAUCUUUUCGGAUGGAAGUCCAAUGAAGUCUUGGGACAAAGAGAGAGAGCACUUCUAAUAGCUGAAGAAUACCAUUCUCCCCUUAAGAAAAUUAUGGAGAAGUUGAUCUCUGGGCAAUCAUGGUCAGGUCAGUUCCCUUUCAAGAGGAGAUCAGGUGAAAUAUUUAUGGCCUUGGUGAGUAAAAGUCCAUUGUAUGAAGAUGGUCAGCUUACUGGUGUGGUAACAGUUUCAAGUGAUGCGGCCAUUUAUAAUGGUUUAAAUUCAGAGAAUACCGGACCAUAUCAGGAUCAUAGUAGACCAAGGAGGUCAAAGAUGAAAGGCAUGCAGUGGCAUCCACCACGGCCACAGAUUGCAUCAUCUGUUUCUAAUCUGCUUGACAUUGUGCACUGUCAAAACACCCAGGCUUCAAAAUUUCUACUCAAGAAACAAGAUGGUGUAAGCAACUCAUGUACUAAGUCAAUGGAAGAACAGGAUGCUGCAACAAGUACAGUAGACAAGUUAGAGACUCCUAAUAUAGCAGAAGGUGAACUUAACUCCAGUUUCCUUGACUGGAGGAACACAGCUGUAGGAAUUAGCUCUCAAAAGGAUGAAACUGCAUUCGAUCUUGCUCAACCUAAGAAAAUUGCUGCAAAAGUCUUGGCGAAACUGCACAUCGGGGGACCUAGCAACCACAGCAACGAAGAUGAUGAAUGUCCUCAGAGAAAGGAUGCGACUAGUAGAUCGGCAACUAAUGAUGUGAAAAAUGAACAUAAUGUUUCUAGGGGUUUAAAAACAUCAAUUCAGAACCACCUCAAUUCUUCCUCUAUGGCUGAAAAUGCAAUUUUAAGUGUAGAAAAGCGCACUAGUCCAACACUUGUUGAAGAGAGAUCUGUUGUAGACUCUUCGAGAGAGUACAAUGGAAAAUUUUCAGUAACCCGAAUAACAGAAUCCACCGCAGGAUUAGCGUGCCAAGUAAAUGAAAAUGAAUCGGACCUAGAGUUUCUAAAUAUGGAUGCAUCAGUGAUGGAAGAUGAAUUACAAAAGCAAACAGAUGGUAAAGGCUUCUCAAGCUUAGGGAACAGCACAGGCAGCCAAGAAAGUCAAUCAAGCAAAGGGGACAACAAUGAGUCAAACUCUAUGGUUGACUGUGAGAUUCGCUGGGAAGACCUACAUUUAGGGGAGGAGGUUGGACAAGGCUCUUAUGCGGUUGUUUAUCGUGGGAUUUGGAAUGGAUCAGAUGUUGCGGUUAAGGUCUAUUUUGCUGGUGAAUAUAAAGAACCAACAUUACUAGAUUACAAAAAAGAGAUAGAUAUAAUGAGAAAACUGAGACAUCCAAAUGUACUGCUGUUCAUGGGAGCGGUGUACUCACAAGAACGACUUGCAAUUGUCACCGAGUUCUUGCCUAGGGGAAGCCUAUUCAAAGCACUCCACAAGAAUAAUCAGGCAUUGGACGUUAAAAGGCGCAUGAGGAUGGCCCUUGAUGUUGCUAGAGGCAUGAAUUAUUUGCAUCAUAGGAAUCCACCAAUAGUGCAUAGAGACCUAAAGUCUUCUAAUCUCCUUGUUGAUAGGAAUUGGAAUGUCAAGGUUGGAGACUUUGGCCUCUCUAGGUGGAAAAAUGGAACUUUCUUAACCACAAAGUCUGGAAGAGGAACGCCCCAAUGGAUGGCCCCGGAAGUCCUCAGGAAUGAGCCUUCAAAUGAAAAGUCUGAUGUAUUCAGUUUUGGAGUUAUCUUGUGGGAAUUAAUGACCGUCUCCAUUCCAUGGAACAACCUCAACUCUUUACAGGUAGUUGGAGUUGUAGGCUUCAUGGAUAGACGAUUAGAGCUACCAGAAGGCCUUGAUCCUCAGAUAGAAUCUAUCAUCCGUGACUGUUGGCAAAGUAAUCCAGAAAAUCGACCAUCGUUUGAAGACAUUAUCAAUAGAAUGACAGGCAUUGUCCAAAAAUCUGCCAUUGGAUUAGGUCGAAGACACUCGGAGCCUUGAAGUUGCAAUGGGGCAUUAGAAACAAUGUCACUUUUUUCAUUCAUUGGGUUGGCUAUAUUUUAGAGCUUAGGCUAACAGAAGAAAAACAUCAAACAAAUGCAUUGUACAAAUACCUUAGUUUGUAGCUUACCUUUAGUUACCAUUCCUCCCCAUUUUGGAAAACACGAAAUAAGAAGAGGGGAGGCCAAGAGUGUUGCAAUGUAAGAUUUUGGGGUUUUUUAUAGAAGAAGAAAAGCAAAGCUACAAUAAUUAAUUUAAUUAUUAUUUGGAUUUAAUGUAUCUUUUUAAUGGAUUGAAAUGAAGUUAUUCCAAUGUAGUUGCUAUUCAGUA